This is a messenger RNA of Pygoscelis adeliae (Adelie penguin), 2268 nucleotides long. RefSeq names its product protein FAM189B-like. The coding region runs from base 1 to 2268 and encodes 755 amino acids. The transcript has 17 exons. The record is from RefSeq and is a predicted model, not a curated record. Gene Ontology annotation, biological process: protein transport. Lineage: Eukaryota; Metazoa; Chordata; Aves; Sphenisciformes; Spheniscidae. Gene Ontology annotation, cellular component: membrane.
AUGUCCUGCUGCGUGUGUAGCCAGCCCUUGGCGAGGCUGAACAACUGGCCCCCGUUGCCGUCCUUCUGCCCGGUGAAGCCUUGCUUUUACCAAGACAUCCCCGUGGAGAUCCCUGCUGACUUCCAGAAGACCGUUUCUACCAUGUAUUACCUCUGGAUGGCCAGCACCAUUGCUCUCUUCCUGAACUUCUUGUCCUCGCUGGCCUGGUUCUGUGUGGAGCCCUCGUCCGGUUCUGGGUUCGGCCUCUCCAUUCUCUGGGCUCUCCUCUACACGCCCUGCUCCUUUGUCUGCUGGUAUAGGCCGAUGUACAAAGCUUUCAGGAGUGACAGUUCAUUCAACUUCUUUGUCUUCUUCUUCGUCUUCUUUGCCCAGAACGUGAUGUAUGUGCUGCAGGCGAUCGGCAUACCAAACUGGGGAUUCAGUGGCUGGAUAUUGAGCCUGAUAGCGCUGCGGAAGAACACAGCCGUGGCUGUGAUGAUGAUCCUGGUGUCCUUGUUCUUCACAGCAGUGGCUGUGUUGGGCAUCAUUAUGCUGAAAAAGAUCCACUCUCUGUACCGCCGGACGGGCGCCAGCUUCCAGAAAGCCCAGGAGGAGUUUGCCGCGGGGGUCUUCUCCAACCAGGCGGUGCGCACUGCAGCGGCCAACGCUGCCACAGGGGCCGCCACCAAUGCCUUCCGGGUGGCCAAUGCUGCCACAGGUGCCGCCACCAAUGCCUUCCGGCUGGCGCUGUCUGGGCUCGUCGGCAUCGUCUCCUGGAAGCGGCCGCUCACCCUGGUGAUCACCUUCUUCACGUUGCUGUCGGUGCUGGGCGUCAUGCUGAGUCUUGCCGGGUCCAUCCUGUCCUGCCAGAAUGCGCAGCUGGUGAAGUCCCUGGAGGCCUGCGAGAGGGAGAGGGACUCGUGUGUCUGCUGCCAGGCCCGCUCAGAGCCGCUGCCCGCCUCCUGCAGCCAGCAAAGCGAGAUGCUGACCAUGUUCCCCAACCCCGACUGCCGGAGCAUCCGCGUAGCGCUCAAGGAUCUCCUCUUCAGUGUCUGCGGCUUGACCGUCUUCUCCACCAUCAUCUGCACGCUCUCUGCUGUUGUGUGCUGCAUCCAGAUCUUCUCCCUCGACAUCGUCCAUGUGCUGGUCCCCCAGCGCUCAAGCUCCGUGACGCUGGAAUGCACGUCCCCCCCCGACACCUUUCUGCAGAGCAUGAUGGACUUCGAGGAGUUCGUGCCCCCAGUACCGCCACCCCCCUACUACCCACCCGAGUACACCUGCAGCUCCGAGACUGAUGCGCAGAGUAUCACCUACAACGGGUCCAUGGACAGCCCUGUGCCCCUCUACCCAACCGACUUCCCCCCCUCCUACGAGACCGUGAUGGGGCUGCGGGGGGACAGCCAGGCCACCCUGUUUGACUCGCAGCUGACGGAUGGCUCGCACGCCUGCACCUGCGACCGCGUCCCCUCCAUCGUGCUCAGCGGAGAAGUGUCCAUGGACAGCGGGUCCCUGAUCAUGUCCGAGAUCAUGGACAUCCCCGGGGACAGCAGUCCCUCGGAGGACUCGUGCCUGCUGGAGCUGCAGGGCUCCAUGCGCUCUGUGGACUACGUCCUCUUUCGCUCCAUCCAGCGCAGCCGCGCGGACUACUGCCUGAGCGUGGACUGCGUGCAGUGCAGCCACCACGCGCGCAGCCCCAUGCUGGGCUUGCAGGGGCCCUUUGAGGAGAUGCCUCAGCCCCGGGUGCGGGGGGAGCGUUCCUACUCCUGCUCCACGGCAGAGCCCGGCCACGACGGCAUCCUGGUGGGGGGAGCCGUCACCCACAGAUGCCAUCCAGAUUUCAGGGAAGUACUUUAUACCAAAGCACUGGAGGACACCGUGUCCAACUCCUCUGCGGAUACAGGGCUGUGCUCGGAGGCCUGCCUGCUCCGCCGUUCGCACUGUGACUCCCCCCCGCUGCUCCGGGCUGGCUCAGCGGGGAAGAGCAAGCUGCUGCCCUCCAAGAAGGUGACGCAGCAGCUGUCGAAGACAACAACCCGUUCCCUGGGGGACCUCAAGGUCUGCCGGGGCACCCGCGGGCUGGUGGCCAGGUUCCUGCAGAGACCCAAGCGCAGCCCAGCAGCUGGCAUGGAGGUGCCUGGGCACAGCUCCCAGGGGCACAAGCAGUCAUCGCAGCCCGGAGGCAGUCGCUGGGAUGUCCCAGCCUCGGCUUACGGGAUGCUGGAGACCUUGUGCAGCCCAGGAGGCCCUGACAGGAACGAGCCCGUCCUUAAUGACAGCGUACCCACGUGA